This is a messenger RNA of Prunus avium (sweet cherry), 783 nucleotides long. The record is from RefSeq and is a predicted model, not a curated record. Lineage: Eukaryota; Viridiplantae; Streptophyta; Magnoliopsida; Rosales; Rosaceae.
AUGAAGGUGUUUGAUUAUGCCAAAAUGAAAGUUACUCAUUCCAUGAGGUUCCCUGCUCCCCUCAUGUCAUUAGCGUUUUCGCCGGAUUGUUUGACCAGGGUUAUUGGGACUUCGAAUGGGACAAUAUACGCUGGGAGGAGGAAAAACAAGGAAGAUUUUGAGGGUGGCUCUGAUGAGGAGCUAGAGAGGCCGCUUUCCAAGUAUGAGAGGAGGCAAAAGAAGCUGAAGGCGUUAAGCUCCGGGGAUGCUGGGGGAUUGGGACCUGUGGAGGAACCACAGGUUCGGGUUUUGAAGCCUACUAAUUUUCGGUAUUUCCACAGAGGGCAAGGAGAGAAGCCAUCCGAGGGGGAGUAUUUGGUAAUGAGACCAAGGAAAGUGAAAUUAGGUGAGCAUGACAAACUGUUGAAGAAAUUUAGGCACAAGGAAGCUCUAGUGUCUGUGUUGGGUAGUAAGAAUCCGGAGAAUGCUGUGGCUGUGAUGGAGGAAUUGGUAGCAAGGAAGAAAUUGCUGAAAUGUGUUUCGAAUUUGGAUUCAGAGGAGCUCGGAUUGUUGCUGAUGUUUUUGCAGAAGCACUCGACCGUCCCUAGUUACUCAGGGUUGUUGAUGGGGUUGACAAAGAAGGUUCUAGAGAUGAGGGCAGAAGACAUUAGAGCUUCUGAUGAUUUGAAGGGUCAUAUUAGAAACCUUAAAAGGUCUGUUGAGGAGGAAAUACGAAUACAACAAUCAUUGCAAGAGAUACAGGGUAUAAUUUCUCCUUUGUUGAGGAUCACGGGAAGAAGAUGA